This is a messenger RNA of Lineus longissimus, 970 nucleotides long. RefSeq names its product RRP15-like protein. Gene Ontology annotation, biological process: maturation of LSU-rRNA; maturation of 5.8S rRNA. The transcript is spliced from 5 exons. The record is from RefSeq and is a predicted model, not a curated record. Gene Ontology annotation, cellular component: preribosome, large subunit precursor. The coding region runs from base 7 to 783 and encodes 258 amino acids. NCBI's taxonomy places the organism in Eukaryota, Metazoa, Nemertea, Pilidiophora, Heteronemertea, Lineidae.
UCCAAGAUGUCUGCGCCCAUGGUGGAGGUUGCCUACGAAAAUUCGUCUUCAAACGCCAGUUCAGACGAAUCAGAAGGUGAAAUUGAACAUGAACAUGAAUCCUUAGCAGAGAGCAUGGAAGAUGUAGCCAACCCUGAAGCAAUAUCCGAAGCUACAGAUGAGAAAGCUGGUUUAGCCGAUGUGCUGGCCAAGAUUCUGACAAAGAAAACAGCUCAAAGUAAUGUCAUCCUAUCAAAAGGAAAGUCUGACCGUCUCAUACAGAAGGACAGGUCCAAGAAAAAAUCUGAGGAGGAAGGUGCGGACCAAAACGAAUCCAGCUUUCAGAUUAAAACAGCCAAACAAAUGAAAAAGCAAUUAUGGGAAGAGAUGGGGCGAGUGAAACCUGACAUUACAAAGAAGGAACAUGAGAGAAAUCUACAAAGAAUAGCUACAAGAGGAGUUGUUCAGUUAUUCAAUGCAGUCAAGAAGCAACAGAAACUCAUUGAAGAUCGGUUAAAAGAGGCUGGAUCUACAACAAAGAAAUCUAAAGUACUUUCUUCUAUGACAAAAGGAGCUUUCCUGGAUGUCCUAAAGAACACCCACACAGCAGAGGAUAAAAAAUCUGAAAAGCCUGGUCAGACAUUUUCAAAGGUAAAUCUGAAUUCUGGUGAUGAAAAACCAACGUGGAGUGUACUGAGGGACGAUUUUAUGAUGAGUGCCAAAAUGAAGGACUGGGACAAGAAUUCGGAGAGUGAUGCUGCGGAUGAGAGAGACGCCAGUGAUAUUUCUAUGAGUGAUGGCUGAAGUUAGGGAUGGGAUUAUACAAACUUUGAUUAUCUUGAAUGAAACAUUGUCUGUUUGGGUCUGUGACAUGCCUUCAUCAUUGCUGCAUGUGUGAAGGAUGCAGGAUGUGAUACCGUGGGGUUCAAAUUCUCCUUGAUCUUGAAACUAUAACCUAAACAUGUAUUGAAUAAAAAACAUUUUUGCACAA